Cryptosporidium muris RN66 is the source of this 828-nucleotide messenger RNA. RefSeq lists its product as uncharacterized. The coding region runs from base 1 to 828 and encodes 275 amino acids. The transcript has a single exon. The record is from RefSeq and is a predicted model, not a curated record. Lineage: Eukaryota; Apicomplexa; Conoidasida; Eucoccidiorida; Cryptosporidiidae.
AUGGAAGAGGCUACUUAUUCUGUACAUUCUCCUGCAGUUUUUGAGGUAAGGAAAGCUGCGAAAUCAUCUCGUAAAUCAGCUCCUCCAGUGAUUAGAGUAAUACCAAGGUUGAACAAGAGAUAUCAAAAAUCACCAUACUCAAUAGACCAAAUGAAUAAAAUCAGCUUAAAAAUGAUUGAACCAUAUAGAAAUAUUUUUAAAGAUGCUGUUGUAAUCUACACUGAAAAAAAAAUUAAGAGCACAAGAAAGUGCGAAAUGAUUAGGAAGAUAAUGAUAGAAAGAGAGAGUGGAAUAUUUAAUAACUUACAAAAAUGUCUAAUAUAUGAUACAGAUUGGAUGAAAGAGAAGAUAAAACUGGACGAAUCAGAUAUUGUAAAAAAAACAGAGCAAGAAAUUCAACCACUAACUGAUGUAUUUUUACUAAAAUCUGUAAUUAAUGACAAGAUUCAUGAACAAAAGAAACUAUUGGAAGACUUAAAACUGUUUUGGAAAGAAUAUCCUGAUAAACUGAAGACUAGAAUAAGAAGUGAGACUCUAAAGCUAAACGAUAUAUUGAAUAUGAACAUACUGGAAGAAAAUAUAGAUACUAAUACUAACUUACCUAAAACUAUGCUUAUGAAAGGAAAGGAUAGUUUUAAUCAGGAUUUUCACUCUGAGGAAAUCAAGAUAAAUCAAAUGAAUGUAGCAGCAAGUAUUUGUUUAAGUACUACAAAUAAAUUUGUCGAAUUACUACAGAAUGUGACACAGAAAAUGGAACAGAUAUUAAAUGCUGAGCAACGCCUAAAUAGUGUUGCUAAAGCUAUAAUUGAUAACCCACAGUCAGUUUAA